This is a messenger RNA of Racocetra persica, 145 nucleotides long. NCBI's taxonomy places the organism in Eukaryota, Fungi, Glomeromycota, Glomeromycetes, Diversisporales, Gigasporaceae. The record is from the annotation of a GenBank genome assembly.
AUAAAUGCUAUAUCAGUUGCUUAUCUUGGGAUGAAAAAAGAUCGCUGGAUUGAGCAGAGUGAAUUAAAAGCAACUGUAAAACGUGCAGUCGAAUGUGCGCAUGGAAAGUUCUCGACAAUUAAGAAUUUCUCAAAUUUUGUCGCAG